Molecule: messenger RNA, 2016 nt
Organism: Polistes dominula (European paper wasp)
Lineage: Eukaryota; Metazoa; Arthropoda; Insecta; Hymenoptera; Vespidae
Source: RefSeq, a predicted model, not a curated record
CUAGCGCCAUAUUUUUUUAUUUCGAAUUAAUUCGACGUGCUCGUGUUAACUGUCGUUACGAUAAUCUAUUGAAUUCAGAUUAAAUUCUACGACGUUACGAACUAUCUAGUGUUAUUUUGUUGUGCAUAUUUAAGAAUGGCUUUACGUCGUCGUCGAGGCAAUAAUUUCACUCAUUCUUUAAACCAUUUUCAAUCACAAAGUCUAAAGCCAGUAGUUGGAGAAAAAUGUGAUAAUAAUAUAUCCAAAGGUAAGAGUAGCAUGAAUAGUGAAUUUGCAAUAGAAAAUGAUAUGGAAGAUCAUUCAUUGAUAUCUCAAAAUAAUAUAAAAUUUGGUAACAUACUGUACGCAUUGGAUGGCAAAUUAAAUCCAACAGAAGCUGAGUUAACGAAACAAGAAAUCUAUAGACGUCUUUCUGACAAAUAUAUUGCUUCACCACAGAAGUUUACUAAAAAAUUAAUAACAAUUAUCGAAGAGUCUAUUUUAAACAAUACUCUUAAUGCCAGCAAUAUUUCUCUUAUUAAUUUUGAUAAAAUAAGUAAAGAACUAAACAAAAUGUGUAACAUAGAAAAUGAAUCUAUGCCACAACAAUUGUUUUCUACAACGGUAAAUGUAUCACCAAGUGGAGAAGUAUCAAAAAAUGUCAAUUCUUUUAAUUCAACUACGAACAACGAGAAUAUGAUAAAUUUAGAUUCUCCUAAGAUAAAGACACCAGAAUUAACUAACCCUAGAAAAAAAGUUUAUCGUAAAACACCGAUAAGUAUUUUUAAGACACAAGAAAAUAAACUAUGCGAUAUAUCUCCUGAAUCAUCUCUCCUGAACCCUAGAAAAAAAGUUUAUCGUAAGACACCGAUAAGUAUUUUUAAAACCCAAAAAAAUAAGCCACGUGAUGUAUCUCCUGAACCAUCUUGUUCUACCGACUCAUCAUUUGAGUAUUUAGAAGCUCAUUGCAAAAGAUUAUAUCCUAAUGAAAAAAAAGAUUUAUUAUCUGCACCUCCAGUAAAAGAUAAUAAUUCAUUAAAUAUGGAUCGUGUUGUUUCAAUUUGUGAAAAACAGAUGGCUUCAUUGGACAGUACAAACGAUUUAAAGAUUAAAAUGAAAAAAAGAAGUUCAAUUCUAAAGUCGGAACCAAAAACUGAGGAUUCAGACAGUUCUUACUUAUAUUCAAUACCAGGAAAUUCUUCUUGCAAUGACAAAAAUAGAAAUGAGAAAGUAAAAGUAACUAAUAAACGCAAAAAUGAUUUGGAUUCUGAAUACUUGAAUAACACUGAUGAUUUUAGUAAAACACUUUUGUCAGAAAUAGUCAAAAAAAGACGUAGAUGUUUCGACACGGCAAAGAAAAUGAUGGAAAUUAAUUCAGCAUGUAAUAUAAUCGAAGAACAAAAGAAAACAAAAUCAAACAGUAAAUCGAUAUUAGAUGUUAAUUCUAACAAACCAUCUGAUAAUAGUUCUCAGUUUAUGAAAAUGUUAAUGUCCUGCGAAGAUUAUCACAAUUAUUUGGACAAUAAGUUAACAGUAUUAGAUGCAUCUUCUAUAAACUCUACGUUUAAUUCAACUCUAACUAUACCCGAUGAAAAGAAAAAUACUAAUAUUAACGUAAUUCCAAGUAAGAAGAAUGUUUCUCCAUUAUCCAGUCCUAUAUCAUACAAUGAAAAUUAUGAAAAAGUUUUAGCAAGAUGGAAUAUUUGUGAAAACAAUAAAAAGAAACUCAAAACAAUGGAGAACAAUAUUAAUAAUGAAUCUAAGUUUUUUACGACACCUGGUAAAUUGUUUACGAAAGGAAGACAAAAGCGAAAAAUAUAUUUUUCAGAUUUAAGUACUUUGAAAAAACAAUCAUCGUCACCGAAAACUAUGACAAAUCAUAAUUCUAAUUAUAAUACUAAUUGUAAGUUAUUGCCAGGGUUUAAGUACAAAGUUGAAUCUAGGAAGUCUAGAAGGAUGUCUUUAAGAAAAUUAUCUAAACUUAAUGCCACACCUAAUAAAAAUAAAGAAAAUGAAAAGGGAAUUAAUAUACAAUAA